Messenger RNA from Vairimorpha ceranae, 336 nucleotides. RefSeq lists its product as hypothetical. The record is from RefSeq and is a predicted model, not a curated record. The transcript has a single exon. The coding region runs from base 1 to 336 and encodes 111 amino acids. Lineage: Eukaryota; Fungi; Microsporidia; Nosematidae.
AUGGCUUUAAUAGAUGCGGGAGCUACUGGAAACUUUAUGUCACGAGAAACUGUUAGUGCAUUGGGCAGUAUGGUUCGAGACGACAAGUCCCUUACUAUAUCAGUAGUGAACGAUCAAAAAAUCAAGGUAGACAAAUCAACCGAAAUAACGUUCAAAUUUAAAGAUUUAAACAAAGAACAUCAUAUGAAAUAUUAUGUAAUAGAUAAAUGUUCAUACGACGUUAUUAUAGGAAAUGAAUUUAUAAUGAAUAGCAAUUGCAUUUUAAGCUUUAUGGAAAAUAGUGUCCAAAUAGACACAGAAACCUUAGGAUUUGACAAUUCGUCAAUAAAUGUCUAG